Molecule: messenger RNA, 1034 nt
Organism: Malus domestica (apple)
Lineage: Eukaryota; Viridiplantae; Streptophyta; Magnoliopsida; Rosales; Rosaceae
Product: cold-regulated 413 plasma membrane protein 1-like
Cellular component (GO): membrane
Source: RefSeq, a predicted model, not a curated record
UUGUCCGUUUGACAGCAAAGCAAACUGGAAAAAUCGAAAUAACAGCAAAAUAACCGGGGGCAAAAUCAAAAAUCCAUUGUGCUUAUGAACAGUGAUUCAGGCGUUUUUCUCUUUUGGUAUAGAUUGAAUUUUUAGAUCUUUACAAAUACAGUAACAUAAGGUCAAAUCCAAUUGUCCCUAACACUGUCUCUGCCUUUUUCUAGUAAACUCUUUUUCCGUCUCUGUCUCUGUCUCUGUUUUGGUGAUGGCAAUAAAUCAGAGUUACUUGAAGAUGAUGACUGAAUCGGACGCGGCCGAUUUGAUCAGCAACGAUUUCAAAGUGCUCGGUGCUGCUGCUAAGAAGCUUGCCGGCCACGCCGUCCGCCUCGGCAGCUUGGGAUUUGGAACUUCUUUUCUCAAAUGGGUUGCUUCUUUUGCUGCAAUCUAUCUGUUGAUCUUGGAUCGAACAAACUGGAAAUCGAACAUUCUUACAGGGCUAUUGAUCCCUUACAUUUUCUUCACCCUUCCUUCGAUAUUGUUCGACAUCUUCAGGGGAGAGGUAGGAAAAUGGAUUGCUUUCGUUGGUGUUGUCUUACGGCUUUUCUUCCCUAAACGAUUCCCAGAGUGGCUGGAAUUGCCGGCUGUGUUGAUUCUUCUUAUAGUGGUUGCUCCUAGCUUAUAUGCGGACACUGUGAGGGGCGACUGGAUUGGUGUUGUAAUAUGUCUUCUCAUCGCAGGUUAUUUGCUUCAAGAACACAUCCGGGCAGCCGGUGGGUUCAGAGAUGCUUUCACCAAACCUGGCGGAAUAUCAAACACUGUUGGCAUAAUCAUUUUGUUCGUCUACCCUGUUUGGGCAAUUGUACUUUACAUCUUAUAGACUUUUACUACCAUGCAUCAUGAUUCAUGUGGAGUGUUUUUGAGUUUCUACAUUUUCACGAGUUCCUUUUUGUGUCAUUCAUUCGUGUAAUCCUACAACAAUUCAUAUUUUUGUUGUAUUUCCGUACAUAUCGUAUGGUUUGUAAUCAUCAAAACGUGAGCAUAGACCUUGUUGAAGA